CAUGCCCUCUCUAUGACGGUUGCUUGUUAAGCUAACGCUGCAUGCCAGAAGACUGUCCUUGGUUGAUCCAAGGGCUUUUGGGGACUCCGGCCUCUCCCCAGUUUUUCUGUGUGUGUGUGUUCCUCUAGAACUUUCAAAACUGUUUCUCCAAAGGGUUUUGCAGAAACUCAGACUGUUUUCUAAAGCAGAAGCACCUCAGUCCACAGCAGUAGUGAUGGGCAGCGUGCGAACCAACCGCUACAGCAUCGUGUCUUCGGAAGAGGACGGCAUGAAGCUGGCAACCAUGGCUGUUGCCAACGGAUUUGGGAAUGGAAAGAGUAAGGUACAUACCAGACAGCAGUGCAGGAGCCGCUUUGUCAAAAAAGAUGGCCACUGCAACGUCCAGUUUAUUAACGUGGGUGAGAAGGGACAGCGAUACCUGGCAGACAUCUUCACCACUUGCGUGGACAUCCGCUGGAGGUGGAUGCUAGUUAUCUUCUGCCUGACUUUUAUCCUCUCCUGGCUUUUUUUUGGCUGCGUGUUUUGGUUGAUUGCGCUGUUGCAUGGGGAUCUGGAGAAUCAAGAAAAUAACAAACCUUGUGUCUCUGAAGUGAGCAGCUUCACCGCAGCCUUCCUGUUCUCCAUUGAGACCCAGACGACGAUCGGCUACGGCUUCAGGUGUGUCACAGACGAGUGCCCCAUCGCAGUUUUCAUGGUGGUUUUCCAGUCCAUCGUAGGCUGCAUCAUUGAUGCCUUCAUCAUUGGUGCUGUCAUGGCAAAGAUGGCUAAGCCAAAAAAGAGAAACGAAACUCUAGUCUUCAGCCACAAUGCCGUGGUGGCCAUGAGAGACGGAAAACUCUGCCUGAUGUGGCGUGUUGGAAACCUGAGGAAAAGCCACUUGGUGGAGGCGCAUGUGCGAGCGCAGCUCCUCAAAUCCAGGAUCACGUCAGAAGGGGAGUACAUCCCUCUGGAUCAAAUAGACAUCAACGUAGGGUUUGACAGCGGGAUAGACCGCAUAUUCCUGGUCUCCCCGAUUACAAUAGUACAUGAAAUAGAUGAAGACAGUCCUUUGUAUGACUUGAGCAAACAAGACAUGGACAACGCUGACUUUGAAAUUGUAGUAAUAUUAGAGGGCAUGGUGGAAGCUACUGCCAUGACUACUCAGUGCCGUAGCUCCUAUCUGGCGAAUGAAAUCCUCUGGGGCCACCGCUACGAGCCUGUACUCUUUGAAGAGAAAAACUACUACAAAGUGGACUACUCCAGGUUCCACAAAACAUAUGAAGUGCCCAACACACCCAUUUGUAGUGCCAGAGACUUAGCAGAAAAGAAAUACAUCCUCUCUAACGCAAACUCCUUUUGCUACGAGAACGAAGUGGCGCUCACCAGCAAAGAGGAGGAGGAGAUUGACACUGGGGUGCCUGAAAGCAUGAGCACAGACACCCACCCGGACAUGGACCACCACAACCAAGCAGGGGUGCCUCUAGAGCCACGGCCGCUACG
Molecule: messenger RNA, 1479 nt
Organism: Eurypyga helias (sunbittern)
Lineage: Eukaryota; Metazoa; Chordata; Aves; Eurypygiformes; Eurypygidae
Gene: KCNJ2
Product: potassium inwardly-rectifying channel, subfamily J, member 2
Exons: 1
Biological process (GO): potassium ion import across plasma membrane; regulation of monoatomic ion transmembrane transport
Cellular component (GO): plasma membrane
Molecular function (GO): inward rectifier potassium channel activity
Source: RefSeq, a predicted model, not a curated record